UUUCUUAAAAAUAAAAGACAAAGUUCAUAAAGAAAAACUCAAAUAAUGGAGGAGUGUAGAGGGCCACUGGAUGGUGCAGUUGAAGAGGAGUGAGAAGAGAAGAGUGAGAGAAAGGCAUGGAGAAUCCCAAUGCACAGAGGCAUGGACAGCUGAGCGGUCUGUGGACACUGCCAAUUAAACUAAACUAAAAUUUUCUACUUCAUCUCUCUCUCUCUCUCUCUCUCUCUCUCUCUCUUCAAAGUCUGAUUCAUUCCCCUAUUCACCUACUCCUCUGUCUCUCUAAGCCUCUCUCUCUCUCUCUCUCUCUCACACACACACACACACACACAUCGAAGAGCUAUGAUCUGAGCUAAAAGCAGAUCCAGGGGAGUGGCAUGAGAGAGAACCCUACUGAAAUGUCGGAAGACGACGAGAGAACUCCAGCGGAUCUCGUCGCCGCAGAGGGCGGAGGCAAGACCGAGACGUCUAACAAAUCGCGGAGUUGCGUCGGCGUUCCCUGCGCCGGCGAGUUUCUGUCGCCGUACCCCGAUCAAGUCCUCGAGAACGUCCUGGAGAACGUGCUCCUCUUCCUGACCUCUCGCCGAGACCGCAACGCCGUCUCGCUCGUCUGCAAAUCGUGGUACCGUGCGGAGGCGCUCACCCGAUCCGACCUCUUCAUAGGCAACUGCUACGCAGUUUCGCCUCGCCGCGCGAUCGAGCGGUUUGGAAGAGUGCGGUCGUUGGUGCUCAAGGGCAAGCCUAGGUUCGCCGAUUUCAAUCUGAUGCCUCCGGAUUGGGGUGCGCACUUCGCCCCUUGGGUCUCUGCCAUGGCCGGUGCGUAUCCGCGGCUGGAGAAGGUUUACCUGAAGCGCAUGUCCGUGGCGGAUGAAGAUUUGGCGCUUCUGGCGCAGUCAUUUCCUUCCUUCAAAGAGCUCGUGCUCGUUUGCUGUGAUGGUUUUGGAACCAGUGGACUCGCUGUUGUCGCUAGCAAGUGCAGGCAACUUCGAGUUCUUGAUCUGAUUGAAGAUGAGGUUAACGAUGGUGAUGAAGUGGACUGGAUAUCGUGUUUCCCGGAGAGUGGAACUUGUCUUGAAUCACUCAUAUUUGACUGCGUAGAAUGUCCUAUAAAUUUUGAAGCGUUAGAGCGACUCGUGGCUAGAUCUCCGUCUUUAAAGAAGCUUAGGUUGAAUCGACAUGUUUCCAUUGGGCAGCUGUACCGGCUGAUGAUUCGUGCACCACAGCUCACGCAUCUUGGAACUGGCUCCUUUAGCCCCUCUGACGCUGUGGCUCAGAGUGAUCAGGAACCAGAUUAUACUUCUGCCUUUGCUGCUUGUAGAUCCUUAGUUUGUCUCUCUGGCUUCAGGGAAAUUAUUCCAGAUUAUUUACCUGCAAUCUAUCCAGUCUCUGCUAAUCUCACUUCUCUGAAUUUUAGUUAUGCCAAUAUCACUACUGAACAGCUCAAAUCAGUCAUUCGCCACUGCCAUAAACUCCAGGUUUUCUGGGUCCUUGAUUCGGUUUGUGAUGAAGGACUUCAGGCUGUAGCAGCUGCCUGCGAGGAUCUCCGCGAGCUCAGGGUCUUCCCCAUUGAUGCGCGGGAGGAUGGUGAAGGCCCUGUUUCUGAAGUGGGUCUUCAAGCAAUUUCUGAGGGUUGUAGGAAGCUACAGUCGAUUCUCUACUUCUGCCAGCAAAUGACAAAUGCAGCUGUUAUAGCCAUGUCAAAGAAUUGUCCAGAUCUUGUGGUGUUCCGUCUCUGUAUAAUGGGGCGUCAUCGACCUGACCACGUGACUGGGCAGCCCAUGGAUGAAGGCUUUGGAGCCAUAGUAAUGAAUUGUAAGAAGCUCACUCGGCUUGCUGUAUCUGGUUUACUAACUGAUAGAGCUUUCAGCUAUAUUGGUAAGUAUGGUAAGCUGGUUCGGACCUUGUCAGUAGCUUUUGCUGGAAACAGUGAUAUGGGGCUGAAAUAUGUGCUUGAGGGCUGCCCCAAACUGCAGAAGCUUGAGAUUAGAGACAGCCCCUUUGGGGAUUCAGCCUUGCUUAGUGGCAUUCACCACUACUACAACAUGAGAUUCCUGUGGAUGUCCUCCUGCAGGUUAUCUCGUCAAGGUUGCGAGGAGAUUGCUAGAGCAAUGCCCCGCCUGGUUGUGGAAGUGAUUGAAACUGGGAAUGAGGAGAUCGAUGAUUUUGUCAAUAUAUUAUACAUGUAUCGGUCACUGGAGGGGCCUAGGAAAGAUGCUCCUGAGUUUGUGACAAUCCUGUAGGUGUGUAUUGCAGGAAAUAUACGAAGAUUCCGAUGUUUUUAUUUGUGGCGGUUCCGGAGCAAUGAAGGUACAAUUUUUUUUGGCACAUGGUUCCUGCACUCCAUGUCAAGCAGAGGCUACAGCUGUGUCUGCCCCUGGCGUGGGCUUGCUGGAAUGGCAUUCAACGAGCAGCAACAGCAGGGAGCACUGUAAAGCAAUAAAUUUUCUUCUUUGCAAUUGAGUUCUUGGAGGUGUGGCUUGUAGGAGAAUGGGGGCCCUAAAUGGGGAACGCGCUGAUAGCUGGUAGCUGUGCCCCGGGUGUCACACCAUCCAAUGUUGUUGUAUUGGUACGCUUUUUAAAUUGAUUGUUUUUUUCUUUUGGCUUUCAUAUUCAUUUGGUCAUAAGGACAAAUGACGGCCGCCAAGAUGGUGAGGAGGAGGGAAGGGAGCUGGGGUUUUUAAGAUGCUUCAAAGAUCAAAUAUAUGGCUGUUCUAUCUGACUGCACUGCGGAUCAAAUUGUUCAAUUUGUCUUCCUACCAAGAAGAAAUAGAGAUGGGGAAUGAAGAAGAAUGGGCGCUGGGGAGCUAAUGGAUGAACAAGUGACUUUCUCUUCCAAAGAAUUGGGCCCUUUUAUUUUAAACCCUAGCUAGGUUUUUUUUUUUUUUUUCUUUCUUUUUUCUGCUUUUUUUUUUUUUUUUUUGGGGAAUUUAAUUUAGUUGUACGUAGAUGAAUGAUGAGAAUUGAUGUCCAGAAUGAUAUAUUUA
Messenger RNA from Malania oleifera, 2981 nucleotides. RefSeq names its product transport inhibitor response 1-like protein. Gene Ontology annotation, molecular function: protein binding. Gene Ontology annotation, biological process: SCF-dependent proteasomal ubiquitin-dependent protein catabolic process. Bases 375 to 2237 code for a protein of 620 amino acids. The transcript is spliced from 3 exons. NCBI's taxonomy places the organism in Eukaryota, Viridiplantae, Streptophyta, Magnoliopsida, Santalales, Ximeniaceae. Gene Ontology annotation, cellular component: SCF ubiquitin ligase complex. The record is from RefSeq and is a predicted model, not a curated record.